Molecule: messenger RNA, 985 nt
Organism: Orussus abietinus
Lineage: Eukaryota; Metazoa; Arthropoda; Insecta; Hymenoptera; Orussidae
Gene: Gsc
Product: homeobox protein goosecoid
Exons: 3
Coding region: 1-984 (327 amino acids)
Biological process (GO): regulation of transcription by RNA polymerase II
Cellular component (GO): nucleus
Molecular function (GO): DNA-binding transcription factor activity, RNA polymerase II-specific; RNA polymerase II cis-regulatory region sequence-specific DNA binding
Source: RefSeq, a predicted model, not a curated record
AUGGUAGAGAGCACCUACGCGAGUGACUCUCCAAGAUCGCGAUCUCCGAUGACCGAGCCCUCGAGUCCUCUCCAAGAUGGCGGCGGGAUCUCCGGCUACAGCCACCGGUAUCUCUACAACUAUUCGCCCGAGAGCCUGCAACACAAGCUGAAGAUCGCCGACGGGCAGCACUCCUCGAACAGGAGCCUCGAGGUCGAUUCCAGGGAGAGAGCGUUCUCCAGGAGCAGCAGGAGCCCGGCAAGCCCUGAAGAAAUGCGGUACCGCCCUCGGGAAGCCUCCAGGCCCAGCUCUUCCGCCACGAUGUCCUCGCCGACCUCGCUCUUCACCAUCGACAGCAUCCUCGCCCCCAGACCCGUUGGCAACGUCUCCACAGCGACCUCCAACAACCUCGCGAUCCUGCAAACCCCGGACUCCGUGGGUUCGCCCCCCAGGACCGCUAUCCAUCCUCUUCAGCAACAACUUCAUCAUCUCGCCUUCACCUCGGCGGACUUCCUAGCUGCAGCUUACCCUGGUCUCUACCCUGGUGGGUACGUGGCGGCGAUGGCGGCCGCAGGGGUGUCUCUUCAUGGCCAACCCACGUUUUAUCAUACCGGCCACCCUUACCACAUGAACCCCAACGCGCCGGGGGUCGGCCCCAUGGCGAAAAGGAAACGUCGCCAUAGGACGAUAUUCACGGAGGAGCAAUUGGAGCAGCUCGAAGCGACCUUUGACAAGACUCAUUAUCCCGACGUCCUCCUCAGGGAACAGCUCGCCCUCCAGGUCGACCUCAAGGAGGAGCGCAUCGAGGUGUGGUUCAAGAAUCGCCGAGCAAAGUGGCGCAAGCAGAAACGGGAGGAGCAGGAACGCCUGAGGAAGCUGCAGAUCGAGCAACGUCAAAGGACCGAUGACAAUGCCUCAUCUCCGUCCAUGAGAGUCCCAGGACACUUGACAUUAAAUAGACAACACGACCAGGACACGGAUAGUUCGGAUCUGGAGGUCGCGUAGU